Messenger RNA from Anopheles coustani, 771 nucleotides. Its product is annotated as dnaJ-like protein 60. NCBI's taxonomy places the organism in Eukaryota, Metazoa, Arthropoda, Insecta, Diptera, Culicidae. The record is from RefSeq and is a predicted model, not a curated record. The transcript is spliced from 5 exons. The coding region runs from base 58 to 678 and encodes 206 amino acids.
ACAGCUGAUCAAAGUGUAAAUAGACUGAUAACUUGUAUUCGAAACGAUCUGUGCGCGAUGCUAAAGAUUUCACAACAGAGUAGAGUUUACAGAGCUAUCCAAGCACAAGUGCGAUUCGCUCAUCGAACUCACUACAAUGUUCUAAAACUGCAACCCGAUUGCUCCACGAGAGAUGUACGAGCCGCUUUCAUUCAACUUUCGAAAGAGCUGCACCCUGAUGCGAAUGUUAGCAACAAACCAAAGCAAAAUGAUAAAUCGUUCAUUGAGCUGCUUGAAGCAUACAAAGUCCUCAUCAAACCCGAAUCUAGAGCGGCGUAUGAUUAUGAAUUAUCGGUGAGCAAGCAUCCUGAUUUUAAUGGGCAGCAGAUUUUCCACAGACCAUGGGCUGAGAAUAAAGAGCGUUAUAGCAACGCAGAUCAACCCUACUACGGAAUUAAAGGCGUUAAGAAGGUGAGCAAUUGGACAAUUGUGCUAUUUUGUGGAAUCUUUAUGCUCAUCGGUAUUGUGCUGCAGGCCGUAGCUAUCAGCAAAUCGUUUACCUUCAAACGAGAUCAGCUGGACGAAUUCUCAAGAAAAAAUGCGAUCACGCAUGCCGGAGUGCGGGAGGCUGCGGAGAAAUAUGGCAAUGAGGCCCAAAUAGAACGCAUGAAAGCAAAGCUGAGUAAAGAAAGCAUAUGAUAAAAGUGCAUGUCACGCAAGUGUAGUUUUGUAAAAAUGUUUUACGAAGAAUUGUAAUUGAAUUGUAAAUAAAAAAAAGUUGACUUUACAAUA